CAAAAUAGAAUUCAAGCGGUCGGUGACUCGGUGAAUAGAAUAUAUGAACAUGGAUUCUCGUCUUAUCCGGGUGUACUUAUUCGAUACAUGAAUAUUUAGUACAACCGCAGCACAAUUUAUGACAGACAACACCGCGCUGAUAUCAGCAAAUAAUAACCAGGCACGAUGGAAGAGAGUCGGUUGGCUCAUUAAUCUAGUCUUCCUCCAACGUUACCGCCGAAAAUGCCAAUUCUAAGUAAUUUAAUCUUGACAACGAUUCUUCUUCCAAUCUUCGAUCCAUGCUCUGUGAUCCUAGAAGCCUUGGCCUGGAAUUUUUCAACCGUCGGACUUCCUCACAACGUUCCGAUAUGGAGGUUCACCGUAUGGAGGAACAAGGCUUACUUCGCGGUACCCAGGUGGGACAAAGCGACCAAGGUGCAAUUCACGCUGCUCGAAGCUACCUGGCCGGAGUUUGGAAAUCCAUUGCAACUAGCAGCGGUGACUGCUGACUUGCUUCCGUUUCCGGAUUCGAAAUCCCAACAGGAAGGCGAUUGCCAGGAUCUACAGUCUGUAACCGGAUUAGACUCUGACGUCAGAGGAAGGCUUUGGAUCCUAGAUGCACCCACACGCAGCCAUCGGUGUUCCGCGAAGAUUGUCGUUUUUGAUUUACGAAGAAACGAAAAGGUAACCGAAACAAAACUGCAGAACAUUCCGUCUCGGGAUUUGAAGUGCCUCGUUGUGGACCCAGUCGUUGGUCAACGCGGGUUUCAAGCCUACGUCAGUGACCCCGGAGACCAAAGCAUAAUCGUUUACAGUCUCGCCGAGAGGACCUGGUGGAGAUUGAAACUGUCGAGUCAAUCUGACAUCCCUAAAAUAUUCAGCACUGACUUGGCGAUUUCCCGAAAGAGUCCCACAAUGUAUUUGACCGGAUAUGGGUCAGACGAUUUGUUCAGCAUGGACCUGGACAGCAUUCGCAACGGAGGAGUGCCCCCAUCUGUUCUGAUGAAAAACGAAUCGCUGAGCGGAAUUUCCGUCAAGUGGAUCGGAUCGAAGAUGGGUCCGUCGUCCGGACUGAUCUGCGACCUUCGAGGUGGUCUGCACUACUUCCUGAUGACGGAAAUCGCAAGCGUGAGAUGGGAUUCUAGGCAAAAGUUAGAGGCGGAGGGACACAGGAUCCAGCUUCAGUCUGAAACCAUCCCGAGCAUAACCGACUACGCCCUGGAUUCCCAGAAGAACGUCUGGGCUGUUGUCAACGAAAGACAUCCCCUGCGAGAACCGAGGGACUCGAAGGAUUCCGUAGGCUGGAAAAAUCGCAAAUCGAUUAAAAAACGUACGAUAAAAGUUUACAAAUACAAACCGUUCGUUUUGUAAGCUUCAGUAAAGUUUACGGCUAUUAUAUUUGCCCGCACGGUAACCUGAGACAUAAUUUAUUCGUCCGAAGUCCACCGAUUUCGCUGCUUAGUAUCAAAUCUUUUUUUGGCGAACUGUUAAUGUCAAAUUUGACAGCAUGUCAAUUAUUCUUGAACGCAUUCUUUUAUGAAAGGCCCGCAGUCAAGGCAAACUUCGUUUGUCCGUAGGCUUAUUUGGCCUGCAACGGCAAUCGCGUGAUCGAUAUUAAAAUAUUGGUUUGUAUUUACGCAGUGCAACGUUUGCUCCGUAUUAUGUAUCGCUUGCCACGAUCGCUGUGCGAUACGUGGAUCAUGUAUGUAUAUUACACCCAUACGAUUAUUACUCAAUUCGAAACACUGCGCUACCUGUGUGAUGUUGAUACAAACGAGAUCAGAUUCUGUACGUCUGUAUAUUAUCUCUACGUAUACAUAUAAGUUAUAUAUUAUUACCGACCGUGAGACCGGUACUCAAUUAGGUGAAAGUUAUACCAUGCGACUAUGAGUACAGAAUUUUACGCUCAUCAAUUAUAAUGACACGCGUACGGAUGGUUAUUGGGGUGGAACUCAUAAUUAUACAUACAACAGACUCGGGGUAGUAUUGACAAAAUUAAACAAAAGAAGAAUAUUUCGGAGAUAAAAUUCAAAAAAUAUGGAAUGAAAAUAAUGGGGAACAAAGUGUCGCUCAAAUUAGUGCAUUAAUUUUUUUAUUAUUGCUAUCAUAAUCAACAACUGUAAAAUUGUUGACGUCGAAUAAACUGGCCCUAAUAGUUCACCCAAUGGACGACAAAGAACCAAUCUAUUCAUCUUGCCUGGACUCGCGGACUUUGAUAAACUGUUUCAUUAAUAAUCGGAUUAUUCUUUCCUCGGUAUGACAAGUUUCGGCACUGGUCUACUUGCGUCUUGUAUCCGUCACUCAACGUCGUGUUAAGAAAUUGCAAUUUAACUACA
This is a messenger RNA of Neodiprion fabricii, 2315 nucleotides long. RefSeq names its product protein yellow-like. Gene Ontology annotation, cellular component: extracellular region. The record is from RefSeq and is a predicted model, not a curated record. The coding region runs from base 223 to 1350 and encodes 375 amino acids. The transcript is spliced from 6 exons. NCBI's taxonomy places the organism in Eukaryota, Metazoa, Arthropoda, Insecta, Hymenoptera, Diprionidae.